CCACAAGCUACGUCCGUUACGUCUCCACGCCGCGCCAACUGUCGCUUGUGCAGUUCAAAUGUCAGUUCAGGUAACAGCGAAAGUCUGCUGUUUGCUCGUUUCUUCACUAACUUGACCAAAUGACCGAAUAACAGAAACAAAUUAACGCCACCUAAUUGAAGCAAAAGAAUCAAAGAGGAGACCACUGUAAUUAACAGAUAUGGGAGCCUUGAUAUCCAGAUGGAAGACAAAGCCAACCACUGUUGAGCAGCUGGAGAACCUCGACAAGGAGAUUAAAGAGCUGGAGGAGUUUAGAGCCAAGAAUCAACGUCUGCAAAAGCUGUGGGUCGGCCGCCUGCUCCUCUACUCGUCGAUCCUGUACCUGUUGACCUCUCUGAUUGUGUACUGCCUCUACCUGCCUGAACAAUGGCUGCACAGAAUAGCGAUGGCUCUGCCUUUCUUCAUAUACCCUGUGCUGGUGUGGUUCAUCAGGAAGCUGUUGAUCUUCCUUUUCUCAAAACGCACUGAGAGAAACAAUGAUAAAUUAGAAGAUUUAAAGGCUGCCAAAAAAAAGAUUCUGGAGGAGGUGAUGGAGACAGAGACGUACAAAAAUGCCAAACUCAUCCUGGAACGUUUUGAUCCUGAAGCUAAGAAGAAAGCUGAGCUGGAGUCGACUCCAGUUCGUCCUCAGAUGACUCCCAGACCAGGACAAGAGAUUCGACAGAGAGGGGUGGCAAUGAGACCCAUGCCCAUGGGAACCCCAGUUGCCAUGGCAAUGACUCCUGUGGGAGCACGGCCCCCAGUGGGACCAGGGGUCACACCUGUGGAACCUGUCCCUCUCUCAGCUCCAGGAGGACCGCCAGAGAGAUCUGCUCUGUCUGGCUCUGUCCACCAGGGGGCAGUACCCAGGACACCGUGCUCCCCUGUACCAGGUGUAGGCCUGCACCCUCCAGGUCCUCCAUUAGCAAGACCGAUUCUGCCCAAAGACAGAGGAACUGUGGACCGAGUCAUUGAGUACCUGGUAGGGGAUGGACCACAGAACAGGUACGCCCUGAUCUGCCAGCAGUGCUUUUCUCACAACGGCAUGGCUCUGAAAGAGGAGUUUGAAUAUCUAGCAUUUCGUUGUGCAUAUUGCUACUUCCUGAAUCCGGCCAGGAAGACACGCCCUCAGGCUCCACGGCUUCCAGAGUUCAGCUAUGAGAGGCGGCUGAGAGCAGAAUCACGUUCCCCUGGACCGUCACCUCGUUCUGGGACUGACACGGAGGAAAGCGCGCCCCCUUCUGGAGCCAAGGCUCCAGCUCCGUGGAAUUUGGUCCACAGUUUCAAGAUCCAGCAGAGUCCAAAGAACCCUCAGAACCGACCUCUGCAGAGUCCAGAUGAGAAAGAGUGCGGAGAAGAUGAAGGACCCACUCAAGAAGUAGAGUGUGAGACCCAAUCAGAGGAGCAGCAGCAGGAGGAGGGAGAAGAAAUGGUUCAGGAGGAGGAAGUGGUGGAAACAGAGAGUCAGCAGAGUGACAGCGCCCCCUGUGAGACAGACUCUCAGCCAUCAUAGCUUCGGAGAGGAGCAGUGACGUCUGAUUGUUCUGUUCCAAUGAAAGGUGUUGCUUCUGGCCAUGAUAGACAGGUGGCAUUUCAGAUUAAUAUAGUUGGACAAGGAUGGUCACCAACUGUACUUUAAUGAUAUCUGUCUUCCUUGCAACCAAAAACGUAAUCAAUCUUACUCAGUUUGGAGCUUUUUGUUUCAUCAUUUUCUUCUUUUUUUUGUCUAAUUUUGACUGACCAUCAUAUUAAGCUCGAGCUCGCAGAGGAGAUCAUGUAGAUGAAAUGUAUUUUUAUUUAAAAACAUAACGCACGCUUCAUGAUAUUUAAUAUUCAAAUUGUCCAGUGAUAUUGCCAAAAAUGAUGCCAGUGUAUCACGGCCUAAACACAUGGAUUGGUUGAUUGGGAAGGCGUCAGAUGGAUGAUUGUAGUUUUAAUCUUCGGGCUGUUUCUCAGUAGACAAGAUGGCUGCUGGUGAUGCUUUGUGUGUAGUGGCCGACAGAUAUUUUUUUUUGUGUUCUGUGAUUUACAGUAAGAGGUUCUUUUAGGUUUGGUAUGGUUUUAGAUAGAACUGCUGGUUCACAAAUAGUUGCAGCUUAAAUCUAAAUUCCUUCACUGACCCUGACUCCACUCGGAGUGGUGCCGCCACACUUUGCUGAAUAUCACAGUUUAGUAUGAUGAAGAUUUAAGUAUUGUACGUACUCAUUAUUUAUUGUUAAGAUCAUAACAAUAGUUCUUAACACAAACUUGUUCAGAGUCAGAACAUCGUCAGAUGUGUUUACAGUACAUAUGAGGUUUCAGGCUGCUGUUUUUAAUCCCCCAUACAAACCUUUAGCCUAAUGAUAAAUAAGGUUGAUAAUUUUGUUGUAACUACAUUUAACACUGAUGCAUGUGAGGGUGGCGAAAAUAUAAAAUCACAGUCUAUGUAAUUGCAGUCAAGAUCCACAUCCACUGAAUUCUGACCUUUGCCUUCAGUCUGUAGGCCUUGUAGACUGUAGCCAGACUUUAAACAGCCCAUGAAUUUCUCCAUUUAAACAAAGCUUUGCAUAAAAGAGAGUUCAUUUAAGAGGACAUUCAUUUUCCUCAUCUGUUGAAGAUCAAUCACGAGCUAAGACCUAAAACCGCCCACCCUUAUAUGCAUGUACAUGUUUUAUCCUGCUGUAAUUUUUAACGAUUCGUGGUCUUUUUUUUAUUUUUGUUUUUUAAUUUAUUCCGUUGCUCCAGACGAGUGAUAUCUAAGACAUGAGAGGUUACCCAGACAAACUGCAGUUGGUGCAUUUGAACACGACUAACACAACUUCUCCUUGUGAGCUGCACUCACGUCUGCAGAGCAGCUUCUGAAGCUGUAGGUCAAAUGUGAUUCUUCAGACCUUUCAGUGUAACCCUGCAGUUCUGUGUGCUCUCUCUGGGUAGAAACAACAUGUGGGAAAAAAUUUGAUGUCAUUUUUCUUAACCAAGCUUUUUUUUUUGCAGUAUGGGAAAGGUGAACAUUUACAGUUGCAUUUUAGUUUAGCUUUUUUAGGUGAAGGCUGUCAACCUUAGACAGCUUAUUAGUUUGAUGCUAGCAUGAGUGUUAAUAAACAAUGCUGACAAUGAACUGAACUUUUUGGCAGUUGAGGAAAGAUUUACAGACUGGAGCUAAAAAUGCCAAAUUAUCUCGUUCUGGUUGUUGCCAUUCAUAGUUCUCAGUCGGAUUAUCAUUUGCCAAAUGCACUGCGUUUUCUUGUUGUCCUGUAUUUGUUGACUCCAUUUGUACUGAGUUUCUUUGUGUAUUUAUUUGGCCAUGAGUUUUAACUUGUAGUUCAAGUAUUGCUGCACUGUUUGGUUUUAAAUAAUCAGAGGCAUAGAGGCCUUCAAGAAGCUGCAGAUUAACAUUUAUUGAAAUAUUUUAGGUAUUUACAUUAAUUUUAAGCAUUUUUAAAUGUGUGCACUCCGUAGAUGCCUGGUGCUGUCACAGUGCUUGCUUUGGUUGCUGCUGCUGUUUUCGUUAGUUUACCGCGUGAUCUGCCGUAUGUUAGCCAUUGUGGCAACAUUAAAAUUGAGGAGGUUCAGGUUUUGACUACAGUUUAUUCUGUUAUUGAAUGGAACUGGAAGAAAUAGUGAGUGUCUAUGCAAAUGUAAAUAUGUUGCAUCACCAGGUCUGGUCCAAGCAACACACCCAGGCUAAGUGGACAAAAUAUUCUUUAGGGGAAAACAGUUGAUAUGUGUAUUCUGGUCUGUUUCAUUUGGGAUUUUACCAGUCAGCUGUGACGUCCUCAAAACCUCACAACGGCACAAAGUCGUCUGAUAAAAGUUGUAAAGCUUUGGGAGAGCCUUCUGAAUGUGCACACGGCACAAAAAACCCUUUGUUGAAUGCUGAGAAAAGUUUAUGUCAUGAAUUUAAAAUAGCCUGACUUCUUGGUCAUUUCCUGUGCAAAAUGCUGCGUGGCGGUAAACUGCACCAGCUAACUGACUUGUGGUGAGCUGGAUGAUACAGUGUUAACAAGCUUCGUAUCCCCCAUAAAACCUGCUGGUGAUGAAAACGUGAAGCUGUCAUUUUAUUAUUUAAAAACUUCUCAGCUCCUCAACACAUUGACACGUGUUCAUACCUGUUUGUAUUUGUAGUUUUUCUUCCGUUAGGUUUCUUUGUUAUGUUUUUGCCAAUGCUGGUUGUCUUUAAGUGUGUGCAUGGCACGCCUAAUAAAAUUUUUCAACAACA
Molecule: messenger RNA, 4216 nt
Organism: Scatophagus argus
Lineage: Eukaryota; Metazoa; Chordata; Actinopteri; Scatophagidae
Gene: lnpkb
Product: lunapark, ER junction formation factor
Exons: 16
Coding region: 200-1531 (443 amino acids)
Biological process (GO): endoplasmic reticulum tubular network organization
Cellular component (GO): endoplasmic reticulum tubular network
Source: RefSeq, a predicted model, not a curated record